Pelagomonas calceolata is the source of this 1074-nucleotide messenger RNA. The record is from the annotation of a GenBank genome assembly. NCBI's taxonomy places the organism in Eukaryota, Pelagophyceae, Pelagomonadales, Pelagomonadaceae.
CGCGAGCAGUGGUUGAGCUCCGUUAGCCCUUAUGCGUACGUUCAGGAUGCAUAGAAAUGCGCUAAUAAUAGCGUUUGCAGCGAUGCUGGCCUCGGAAGUCGCAGCUUUUUCCCUGGUGCAGCCGUGCAGCAGGCUGCAUUGCAGCAGGCUGGCCGCGACCGAUGAAGAGAUCGCAUGGAUGCUCGACGACAGCGCCUGGGACGAGGACGACGACGAAGACGACGAAGCGUUCGACGAGCAAAUGCGCAUCCGUGCAGCGGCGGAGCACGAGAGCUACGCGUCGCGCACCACGCCGCUCGCACCGGCGACAGACGCCGUCGACGCGGUGCGAACGCGCGGCGUGGCCCUCGUCGAGGACGCCCUGCCGGACGCGUCGUUGCGCGAAGCGUUGCGAAGCCGCAUCCUCGAGCGACGCGACGCCGGCGCCGGGCUCUCGGCAGUGCUCGGCGAGCGAUGCGACGGCGGCGCGACGACGCGCUUUGACAUAAGGCUCCCCUACGACGACGUCGUGUCUGAGGCGACCACGACGCUCCUACGUGGACCGCUCGCGGCCGCCCUCGACGCGCUCGUGGGACCCGAAGCGCAGCUCUGGGAGUGCGCGGCAUUAGUCAGCGAGGCCGGGGCGCCGGCUCAGACUGUGCAUGGAGACACGUUCUGGGAUUCUGAACCCUGCUUGUAUACGGCGUUCGUCGCGCUGCAGGAUAUAGACCUCGAGCGGGGCCCGACGCUCUUCUUCCCCGGCAGCCACCUCUCGCCGGACGCGCAGGACGACCUCGAGGACGACGGGCCCUCGGUCUUGGACGCGUUCGGCGCUGAGCUCGGGGCCAUGCGCGCGGGCGCCUGCACAUUAUAUGAUGGGCGGCUCCUCCACGCGGGCCAGCCGAACAGCAAGGGGACGCGCGUGCUCUUCUACGUGUCGUUCAAGGCGCCGGGCGCCGACGGCGGCCUCGGCAACGAGGCCGCGCAUUCCAUCGACGCUGAGUUGUUCGGCCGCGGCCUGACGCUCGGCGACCUCAUUUUGUCUGUGUAAUUGUGAUAGUCUAGGACUCUUAACAAGGGAUGGGAUGGGGGAAC